This is a messenger RNA of Calliphora vicina (urban bluebottle blowfly), 14243 nucleotides long. It is a transcript of the gene kug, whose product is annotated as kugelei. Bases 232 to 14151 code for a protein of 4639 amino acids. The transcript has 22 exons. The record is from RefSeq and is a predicted model, not a curated record. Gene Ontology annotation, cellular component: plasma membrane; cell-cell junction. Gene Ontology annotation, biological process: homophilic cell-cell adhesion. Gene Ontology annotation, molecular function: calcium ion binding. Lineage: Eukaryota; Metazoa; Arthropoda; Insecta; Diptera; Calliphoridae.
AGUUUUACAUUUGUUUUCAGCGUGUGAAGUCGUUGUCGGAGUUCAUGUGGGAUUUGUUACCUGAAGGGCGUAGUUUUUUGUAUACGAAAAAGAAAUAACUUAAACUCAAAAAACUUGUCGAAUUACUAUAACGUGUUUAAAUAGGUUCGUUUCCCAACUUUGGAGUACAAGUCACUACUAGUGUAUAAAAAUAAAGUUAAUAAUAAUGUUUAACCUCAAGAAUAUUUUAAUAUGAGGCUCCAACGUUAUGCUAAUACAUUCCAAUGCAUUUCAACAGUAUUGAAGAUACUUCUGAUAUUAUGGUCCAUCGUUCAGACUUCUUGCAGUGCUCACUAUGAUUUGAAGACUAAAAUUGUGUCAAAAGUUAAAGGAAACAACAUAUUCAAAUUUACUAGAAAUGCAUACAACGUAACCAUUCCAGAAAAUAGCAUUGGUAAAACUUAUGCAAAACAAAAAUUAUAUGAUUAUAGAAUUGGUAUAGAUAUACAAAAAAAAUGUAAUGUAAUUUUUCGAAUUAUAUCCGGAGAUAGAGAUAAACUUUUUAAAGCUGAGGAGAGAAUAGUUGGAAAUUUUGCAUUUUUGGCUAUCAGAACAAGAACCAGCAACGUCGUAUUAAACAGAGAAAAGAAUGAAGACUACGUAUUGAAUGUUAAAGCCCUUAUAUCAUGCCCAGAAAAUAAACAAAAACAGUCGUAUGAGGAUGAGUGCGUAAUGUAUCUUCAAGUACUUGAUCGUAAUGAUUUAAGUCCACUAUUUUAUCCUCCUGAAUACUCUGUCACUAUAUCUGAGGAUCUUCCAGUUCAUAGCAAAAUAUUAAGCGUAACUGCCGAAGAUGCAGAUCUUGGUUUAAAUGGAGAAAUUUAUUACAGUUUCUUGGAUGACAAUACUUACUUUGCUAUUCACCCUUCCACAGGUGUUAUAUCAAAUGUAAGGCUAUUAGAACAUUUAGGAGAUCAACAACUUGACAUUGUUGUCUUCGCUGUCGACAGAGGAUCUGCCCUUAGCCAUUACAACCACCAAUCUAGUAAGGCUAAAGUGCAUCUUAAUAUACAAAAGACUAAUUUAUUUGCUCCCGAUUUACAUGUCACUACACUCCCUAGUACAAUUGUAAAUGAAAGUAUAAUUGCAACAAAUAAAAUAUAUGGUAUCAUAAAUGCUUUUGAUAGAGACAGUGGCCGAAAUGGAGAAAUAAAAAAUGUUAAAAUUACAUCCGGUGAUUCCAACGGCAACUUUCAUCUUACCGAAACUGAUACAAAAGGAGAAUACUAUAUCAACUUGAAUAAACUAUCAACAUUUCAGAAAUCAAAAAAUAUUUUUAACUUAACCGUAAGAGUUGAGGAUAAUGGAAUUCCUAUGAAAUUUAGCUAUAAAUUUGUACCAAUCAUUAUCAACGUUGACAAAAAUAAUGGCCCAGUUUUUACAAAGCAGUUUUAUGAAGUUUCAAUACCGGAAACUUCUCCACCAAAUAUGCCAGUAAUACGAUUAAAAGUAACCGAUCCAGAUUUUGGUAGAAACGCUUUAGUAACCCUGGAAAUAGUUGGCGGCAAUGAAGGAGGAGAAUUUAGAAUUAAUCCAGAUUCAGGAAUGUUAUAUACGCAAAAGACUUUAGAUGCAGAAAAAACAUCAUUUUAUACCCUUACUGUGACAGCUAUUGACCAGGCUAAUUUAGGAGUUCGAAAGCAAUCCUCUGCCAAAGUGAAAAUUAAUAUUUUAGAUAUAAACGAUAAUGAUCCGAUAUUUGAUGAUAACAUAUCUACAAUUUUUUUAAACGAAAAUGAACUUGCUGGAACGUUUGUUACAAAAGUGUCUGCAAGAGAUAAUGAUUCCGGAGAAAAUUCCUAUAUUUCCUAUAGUAUUGCGAAUCUUAAUGAUGUGCCAUUUGAUAUAGAUCACUUUAGUGGUGUCAUAAGAACAAGCUCCGUAAUAGACUAUGAAGUCAUGCGCCGGUCAUACAAAUUAAGAGUCAGAGCUUCCGACUGGGGAUUACCUUUCAGAAGGCAGACGGAAAAGGAAAUUUUUAUAAAAAUAAAUAAUGUAAAUGAUAAUAGACCACAAUUUGAGCGUGUUAAUUGUAUGGGUAAAAUAUUUCGGCACGCUCCCGUGGGUACUGAUGUUUUUACAUUAUCAGCCAUUGAUUUUGAUGUUGGUGAUUACAUUACGUAUCGCUUAUUAUCUGGAAACGAUGAUGGCUGUUUUAACCUAGACCCAACGACAGGUGUUAUAACAAUUGGCUGCGAUCUUAAAGAUGUACGAUCGUCUCAUCGUUUCUUGAACGUAUCUUCUACUGAUGGAACACAUUUCUCAGAUGAAAUGAUAAUUGAAAUAAGACUUUUAAGUAAUCAGCAGUAUGAAAUGCUUAAAAAUGUUGACGAAAAUGGCUACAGUAGUUUUGAAUGUCAUGAAACGGGAAUUGCUAAAAAACUUGCCGAUACAUUGGCAGCAUCGGAACGAAACAAUAUGGGUUUCGAUAAGGAGAUUAAUAACGAUGAAUACAUUUUAAUGCCAAGUAGAUAUGGUCAAAAUUUACACAAUCCAGAAUUCAUAAAUUUUCCAUUGGAAUUAAAAAUAAAUGAAAGUCUUACAUUGGGAGAAACCAUAAUAUGGUUUAAAGCAAAAGACAGAGACUUGGGAUAUAACGGCAAGUUAAUAUUUGGAAUAUCUGAAGGAGACUUUGAUUCUGUGUUUCGUAUUGAUCCUGACAGCGGAGAGUUGCUUCUAAUAGGAUACUUAGAUAGGGAACGCCAAGAUGAAUAUGUAUUAAAUAUAACAGUUUGUGAUUUAGGACAGCCGAGCAAAUGUGUUUCUAAAAUGUUAACUGUGAACAUUUUGGACGUUAACGAUAACCCACCUAUUUUUCAGAAAUCUCUUGCAAGAUUCCAUCUAAGCGAAGAUGUAGACAAUCAAACACAGAUAUUUUGUCUUAAAGCAACUGAUGCUGAUUUUGGAAUAAAUGCUUUAAUUACAUACGAAAUGAAAACAGAAACUUCAAACUUUGCAUUAAAUUCGACCACAGGCUGUUUAUUUGUAAAUGGAAAACUUGAUAGGGAACAAAUGGAAGAACAUAAAGUUCAUAUUAUUGCUAAAGACAAAGGGUAUCCAUCCCUUUCAUCGGAAGCAGUAAUUUCGAUCAUUGUGGAUGACAUAAACGAUAAUGCUCCCAUUUUCGGAGUCCAAGAAAUAAUAUUCAAAGUUCGGGAAGAUCUUCCCAAAGGAAGCAUGAUAGCUCAAGUUGAAGCAAGUGAUUUUGACUCCGGAAUAAAUGGAGAAAUAAUAUUUUUUCUAAAAGAUGACACUCUUAAUAUUUCAUUAUUUAAAAUUGAUAAACAAAGUGGUGUUAUUCGAACUCAGGCUUAUCUAGAUUAUGAAAAUCAGCAAGUACAUAACUUGAUAGUUUGUGCAGUAGAUCGCGGAACUCCAGCUCUUACAUCUAAUAUGCCUGUUGUUGUAGAGAUAAUAGAUGUCAAUGAAAAUCGGUGUGCUCCUGAAUUCGAUGAUUUUGUUUUCGUAGGCAAAAUCAAGGAGAACAGUCCUAAGGGAUCAGUAGUUAUGAAUAUAUCGGCCAAGGAUCAGGAUGAAAAAGGCCCCAAUUCUGAAAUUGAAUAUUUUAUACAAAGUGGUGACGGACUUGGUGUAUUUUCUGUAAAUGAUAAAGGUUUCAUACGAACUUUAUCACACCUCGAUGCUGAAUCGAAGAACUUCUACUGGCUAACAUUAUGUGCUCAAGAUGGUGCAAUUGUCCCAUUGGUUAGCUGUGUACAGGUCUACAUAGAAAUUGAAGAUGUUAAUGAUAAUGUGCCAAUAACUGAAAAACCCGUUUACUGUCCUUCAAUAAAAGAGGGAAGUCCUCCAAAAACACGAGUUAUCUUAUUAAAUGCUACAGACGAUGAUAAAGAUGCUGCUAAUCUUAUAACAUAUAAAAUAAUAUCUGGAAAUCCAGAAGGCUUUUUCGAGUUAAAUAAGACGACUGGAGAGAUUUUAACAACAGAGAGAAAAUUAGACAGAGAAAAUCAAGCGGAGCAUAUAUUGGAGAUACAAGCAACGGACAACGAUAUUGGCGACAAUGGCAAAAUAGCGUAUUCUAUAAAAUCGGGUAAAGGAAAAAAUAAAUUCCGUAUAAAUCCAGAAACCGGCUUAAUUUAUGUCAUGAAACCAUUGGAUCCUGAGGGUGAAUAUGAAUUGAUUAUCAAGACUGAAGAUAAUGGAUUACCAAGGAAAAGUCAGACAGCUAGAUUAAAUGUCGUUGUUAUACAAAUAUUAGAAAGGUCAUCCAUCCCACCGAAAAUUAAGACUGCGGAUAAUGUAGUUGAAGUUACUGAGAGCGAUAAACCAGGAUUUCUUGUGACACUCAUCCAAGCUACAGAUGAAGACAGUGAUCAUUUGUGGUAUAACAUUAGUGGUGGAAAUGAUAACAACGAAUUUUAUAUAGGACAUGAUAAUGGAAACGUGUUAUUAUCUAAAUCGUUAGACUGGGAAUUUCUCAAAUAUUACAAUUUGACUAUUACAGUCACCGAUGGAUCGAAUGUGGUGGAUACUAGGUUAUAUGUUCAUGUAGUUGACACUAAUGACAAUAGACCGCAGUUCACAAAAGAAUUAUAUAUUGUUAAUAUUUCCGAAAGUGUCAAAGAAGAAUCUAUAAUAAUGCAGUUACAUGCAACCGAUGAAGACGAAGAAAAGAAAAUUUUUUAUACUUUACAUGGUUCCAAAGAUCCAUCAUCGUUACAUUUUUUUCGGAUUGACUCGGUAACAGGAAAUGUGGUAGUGACGCAAAGACUAGACUAUGAAAGAAUAAAACGUCAUGUACUAACAGUGAUUGCAAAAGACCAGGGAACACCAGCUAAAAGAAAUUAUGCUAAAAUAAUAAUAAAUGUUUAUGAUCAUAAUGACCAUUAUCCAGAGUUUACAAGCAAAAUAUUACAAAGUAAAAUUCCGGAAAGCUCAGCUGUUAAUUCGAAAGUAGCACAACUAAGUGCAAUAGAUCGCGAUAGCGGAAAAAAUGGUGAAAUUAGAUAUCAUAUAGUAAGUGGCAAUGUAGGAAAUAUUUUCGAAAUCGACAGCCUCCUUGGAACAGUGUAUCUAUCACAAAACCUUGACAUAAUGCAGAUGCAAGAAUAUAUGCUCCAAGUAAAAGCAGUAGAUUGUGGAAAUCCGCCAUUAUCAUCACAAAUACCUGUUCAUAUAAUUGUAGUAAUGGCUGAUAAUGAUCCUCCGAAAUUUAAUUCACCCAUAUCCUCAAUUGAAUUAUACGAAAAUCUUCCGGAUGGUUAUUUCAUAACUAAAUUGGAGACCAGAUCAUCGUCAUCUGUUUUUUAUAACAUCGUUGAUGGAAAUGAUGAAGGAUUUUUUUACAUAAACCCCUCCACAGGAGUAAUGCUAGUGACUUCGAAAAUUGAUUACGAAAAUAAUAGGCAGUUUAAUCUAACAAUAAAAGGAACAAAUAUGGCAUCGGCAUCAUCUAUUCACAAUGUUAUUAUCCACAUUUUAGAUGUCAAUGAUAAUACCCCAAUUUUUAUUGAAACGGACUAUUAUGGACAAAUAUCGGAAGCAUCUGAACCAGGAACGUAUGUCAAUUGCAAUGAUAGCCAAAGCAGUUUAAUUUUCCUGAAAACUUUGGAUGCUGAUGCUGGCCAAAAUAGCAUUUUAGAAUACACUAUAUUGGAUGAAAUAUCAAGGCAACAUUUUGAAAUAGAUUCAUCAACAGGAACAAUAAAACUUUUGCAGAAAUUGGAUUAUGAAUCUAAAACAUAUUUUAAAUUUAAUGUUAUGGUAAACGAUAAAGGAACUCCCAAACUGUAUUCUCAAACUUUGGCAAAUGUAUUCAUUAAUGUCAUAAAUGUAAACGACUGCCGACCAGAGUUUACCAAAAAAGAAAUUAAUGUUACUCUUUAUUUACCAACCCAUGAAGGAGUGCGAGUUACACAAAUUACAGCUAUGGAUAUGGAUACUAAGGACGAUUCUGAUAUUCGAUAUGAUAUUGUUGAUGGAAAUGUUUAUAAUACCUUUGAGAUAAAUAACUUUACGGGCGAAAUAACAUUAAGGAAUAUAAGUAAAUUGAGCCCCGUUUAUACAUUACACAUUCGUGCAUCGGAUGGAUUAUUUUCGGCUAUAGCACAAGUUGAUGUUAAUAUCAAGAAAAUAGAAAAUCCAAAUUUUUUAUUUCAAAGAGAUAAAUAUGAGUUUUCUACAGUUGAAAACUCAACUAAGAUUACUAUUAUUGGCAUUGUAAAUGUCAUAGGAAACUUUCUUGUGGAAAAUGUUGAAUUUCGAAUUUUAAAUCCAACAAACUUAUUCGAAAUUGGUAAGACAUCUGGAGCGAUUAAAACAAAAGGUGUUGUACUAGACAGAGAAUCCGUAGAUAAAUAUAUUUUAAUAAUAGAAGCGGUAUCUAUGUUAUAUAAAAACAAUAAAAUCCAUUUUCGACGAGCUAUUGCCCAAGUCAACAUCAGUAUUUUAGAUGUAAAUGAUAAUUGUCCAAUAUUUGUAAAUUUGCCUUAUUAUGCUACGGUAUCAAUUGAUGACCUACGGGGAUCAAUAAUUAUAAAUAUUAAAGCUAUUGAUUUGGAUUCGAACGAAAAUGGAGAAGUUCGUUAUGAAAUGAAAAAAGGCAAUGGAGAACUUUUUAAAAUUGAUAGAAAAAGUGGUGAUGUAUCAUUAAAGCAGAACAUUGAUAAAAUUGAUAAGAACUACGAAAUUAUUGUGGCUGCAUAUGACAAUGCUUUAACACCUUGUUACGCCGAAGUUCCUGUAUUGAUUAAGGUCGUAGAUAAGUCCAUGCCAAUUUUCAACAAACAGUUAUAUUCUGUUAGUAUCAGGGAAGAUGUGGAAAUGUUCUCUGCUCUUUCAUUAAGUAUUCAAGCUGAUAGUCCAUUACAAAGGAGCCUUAUUUUUACAAUAUCAUCCGGAAAUGACGACGAGUUCUUUGAAAUAGAUUAUAGAACAGGAAUUCUUUACGUGGUAAACAACCUGGAUUUCGAAAGGCAACGCUCGUACGAGCUAUUUAUUACAGCUACUGAUAGUGUAUCUGGUGUAUAUGCUGAGGUACCCGUAUCAAUUUUGGUGGAAGAUGCCAACGAUUGUUAUCCACGUAUAGAAAAAGAAAACUAUAACAUAUCGCUUCCAGAAAAUACUUUUCUAGGAAGUCAAAUUUUAAAAAUAAAUGCCAGUGACUGUGAUUUUGAUGCUAAUAGCGUUCUUUCGUAUGUCAUUGAAUCUAUUAAUGGUGAAAUAGACUCAAAUUUAUUUUACAUUGACAUAGCAGAAGGUUCGUUAUAUUUAAAACAUCAAUUAAAUUAUGAAGAAUGCAAAUCAUACAUCAUUGUUAUCAGUGUUAAUGACCACGGAACACCAUCGCUACGAUCUAGGGCAAAUGUUUGGAUAAAAGUUGACGAUUUAAACGAUAAUGCACCAAAGUUUAUAGAACCAUCAUUUUCUAGCAAACUGUCGAUAUCUGCAAAAAGAGGUCAAUUUGUUACUAUAGCGAAAGCAUAUGAUGCAGAUGAUUGUGAUAUCAAUAAACUAAUUUACAAAAUAGUUGAUGGCAAUGAACACCAACUGUACUCCAUUGAGGAAUAUACGGGCCUAAUUACUUUGCAAAACAAGCAAAGACUUCAAAACCACAAGCAAACUAUACUAAAUAUUUCUGUUUCCGAUGGACUCCAUACCAGUUUCGCAAGAGUAAAAAUUAAUCUGCUACCUGAAAAUAUUUACAGCCCAGUUUUUGAAAAACAAGUCUACGACGCCUUUAUUUAUGAGAACGAAAACCAUGAUAAAUUUAUUUUAAAAGUUAAAGCUUUAGACAACGAUUUUGGCCCGUAUGCUACGUUAACAUAUGAAAUUAUUGGAGAUGAUAUGAAUGCAAUUUUUACGAUAGAUAAAAUCACUGGUGCUUUAUACGCAAAAGAUUCUUUAGACAGAGAACAGAAAUCAACGUAUGAUGUGAUUGUUAAAGCCUCGGACAGUGGAGAUAAAUUUGGAUUUACUUUGGUAAAAGUUAAAGUCGGGGAUUUAAAUGAUAAUGCUCCAUUCUUUUUGCUGAAGGAUUAUAAAAUUAUUGUUAAAAAUGAUAUAAAUGUUAAUUCUGUCAUUAGCAAGAUUACAGCAAUGGACAUGGAUGAAAAUAAUAACAGCGUCUUAUAUUUUACAAUGGAAAAUUCAACAUUAAAUCAUGCAUAUAUGGAAUAUUUGUCAAUAAGUACUGAUGGAGAUAUCCGUGUAUCAAAAUCAUUGCAAAACUUUUCAAACGAAUUAAUAGAGUUUUUCAUUAGAGCAACGGAUAAUGGUGAUACGAAACAAUUACAUAAUAUUUUGCCAGUCUCAUUACAAGUUGUGAGUGCAAAUAUAUCUAUUCCAACUUUCGAAAAGUCUUCACUAAACAUUAAUGUUGAAGAAUCCUUUGCGCCUGGUUCAAUAUUAGCAAAAUUAAAAGUCAAUGGCAAUUUUUCAGUCAAAAUUUCAUUAGCAACAGACUCACCAAAAUUCUCAAUAACGGAAAAUGGAGAAAUCAUGUUAAUGCAGAUGUUAGACAGGGAAGUGUCUAGUGUCGAACAUAUUAUUGCAAUGUCUGAAACUACAACAUUUCCUGCGUUGUAUGCAUAUAUCGAUAUAUAUUUAAAUGUUCAAGAUGAAAAUGACAAUUUUCCAAAGUUUUCAAAUAUAGUAUACAAUGUUGAAAUUCCUGAAAAUGCUGAAAAGGGCUCGUCUGUAGCUAAAGUUACUGCUACAGAUGCGGACGAGGGUCCUAAUGGUGAUGUACGAUAUUAUUUGGAAGACGAAACAUAUUCAAAAAUAUUUGAAAUUGAUAUUUACUCCGGCUGGAUAAAACUUCUGACGACAUUAGACAGAGAAUCGCAAUCAGAAUAUUAUUUUAACGUUUUUGCAAGCGAUAGUGGUCAGCCUAAACAAAUAUCGAAAGUUCCAGUAGCUAUAACUGUUACCGACUGCAAUGACAAUGCUCCCAUGUUCAAACAAAAACGACAAUCUUUAUCUGUAUCGGAAAAUGUUAUACCUGGAACAGUUUUAUCACGACUUUUAGUGACCGACUUGGAUUCAAAAAAAAACGAUUUAGAUUUCUUUGUAGUAUCUGGUGACAAUUACUCUCAGUUUCAAAUCUCAAAUACUGGGGAGUUAUUUGUUUCGAAGAAACUUGAUCGUGAAUCUAUAGAAAGUUACAAUGUUACUGUAGCAGUAACCGAUGGAAAAUUUAUUUCCUACGCGUAUAUUUCAAUUAACACCACUGAUGAAAACGAUAAUUUCCCGAUAUGUUUGAAACCAAGGUACAAUAUUAUAAUCAAUGAGUCCAUUCCUGUGGGUACAACGCUGCUUAGAAUAACUGCUGUAGAUCUCGAUGUGAAUCCCAACAAUAAAAUACGAUAUUAUUUAACUGGAAACUUUUCAGACGAUUUUUAUAUUGACAAAGAUUCUGGUGAGCUAAAAAUUGCUAAACAGCUAGAUCGUGAAAAACAUUCCAUAUAUAUAUUACUUGUUCAUGUGCAAGAUGGUAAAGAAUUAUUGAAAGAGUGUGUUAGCGAAGUAUUUAUAUCUGUCAGUGACGUUAAUGAUAACAAACCAGAAUUUUCGAUGAAACAAUAUAUCGUUAGCAUACCCGAAGACGCGCAGAUCAACACUAUUGUAACUAAGAUUCAUGCAACUGAUAAGGAUUUUGGAUUAAAUAGAAAACUAACGUAUUCAUUGUUGGAACCAAACGCCUUCUUUGAUGUCACUUCUUUCAAUGGCAUCGUAAAAUUAACAAAAUCUUUAGACAGAGAAAAUACUUCUAUAUUUAACAUAUCAAUAAAAGCUGAAGAUUACGGCAGUCCCAAAUUGUUUUCAAUAGCAAAUCUCACCAUACACGUCCUGGAUAUCAACGACAAUCCGCCAGUUUUUAAUUUGAAGCAUUAUAAAACAUUUCUGUCGGAGAAAUCUGAAAUAGAUUCAGUUGUAAUAAAAGUUCACGCGACUUCUGAAGAUAUCGGUGUAAAUGCUGAAAUAUUAUAUUAUAUAAUUGGUGGAAAUGAACAACAAAAAUUUAAAAUUGAUUCGAAAACUGGAGUAAUUUCAGUAAAUUUAGAAAUAGAUUUUGAGAAAUCAAGAUCAUUUCUUUUAACAGUUCAAGCAAUCGAUGGAGGAACACCACCACUUAGCAGUCAAGCUUUUGUUAAUGUCACAAUAUUGGAUAUCAAUGACAAUCUUCCUCAAUUCACACAAAAUCUUUACCGCUUUCGUAUUGCUGAAAAUACCAAAAAAGGAGAAAUGAUAGCUCAGAUUACUGCUACUGAUGAGGAUUCCGAUCAAAGUGGAAUUGUUAUGUACAAUAUAGAGAGGGGAGACAGAUUAAAUCAGUUUUCUAUUGACGAAUUUGUUGGGAAAAUCUAUGUUAACAAUGACCUUGAUCGAGAAGCUAUAUCAUCAUAUACUCUUGAACUAAGGGCUUGUGAUAAUGGAACACCUCAAUUAUGCAGUUAUGUUCAAGUAUUAAUAGAUGUGCUGGACAUAAACGAUAAUCCACCAUUAUUUAAAAACUCAAAUUACAGCUUUGUUUUGCAAGAGAAUAAGCCUCUGGGAUAUAUAAUAAUUACGUUUGAAUUAUCUGAUGCUGACGAGUUUCCAAACAGUAGUCCAUUUACCUUCGACUUCAAGAGUGGAAAUGAGGGAGGAUAUUUUCGUUUGGAACAAGAUGGUAGCCUUAGAACCGCUUCUAGAUUUAACCAUCGCAUUUGUGACCAAUAUGUGUUGCAAAUCCGAGUUUUCGAUAAUGGUACCCCACCAUUAUAUUCCGAUACAUGGAUUUCAAUUCGAGUAAUUGAAGAAAGUCAAUAUCCACCAGUAAUUACACCCUUAGAAAUAACAAUUAACUCCUAUGACGACGACUUUUCUGGGGGUUUUCUUGGUAAAAUAUAUGUUUCGGAUCUGGAUAAAUAUGAUACUUUUACGUUCGAGCUUGCUCCAACCCAUGGCCAAGAAUAUUCUACAUUUAGGCUGUUCAACAUAUCUCAUAACACUGGAGAGCUUUUUGCUCUGAAAAAUCUUGAUAUUGGUCUGUACCAAUUAAACAUUACAGUUUCAGAUGGAAAAUUUAUGGCGCACGCAAUUGUUCGUAUAAAUGUGGAAAUAAUUACAAAUGAAAUGGUUAAAAACUCAGUAAUUAUAAAAUUUGGUAAAGUUACCCCAAAAGAUUUUAUUUUAAGUCAUCGUAAAGCCUUUGUACGAUCUAUUCGAGACAUAAUGCGAUGUGGUCAAAAAGAUGUAAUUAUUAUCGCUCUCAACUACAACAUAGAAACAAAUCAAACGAAUAGUUUAUUAAAUAGUAAUCGUUCCAGAAAACGUCUAUCAUAUAAUGUAUUAGAGGUGGUUUUUACAGUGCAGAAGCAACAAAUCGUUCCAACGUCGGAAAGCUAUUAUACUUCUGAAGAAAUUCGUUUUAAAAUAUUCAAAAAAAUUGAAGAAAUUGAAUAUAGUUCUAACCUUUUGGUGGAAGAGCUGGUCAACAAUCAAUGCAUCUCAAAUAUAUGUGUUCAUGGUGAAUGUAAAAAACAACUACGUAUUAUGAGGAACGAUUUACGCACAUAUUACACAGAUGUGGUCAGUUAUGUUAUGCCCACGUACGUGUACAUAAAUAAUUGCUUAUGCAAGCAAGGCUUUGAUGGGAAAAACUGUGAUGAGCCCAUUAAUGCAUGUUCGUCUGAUCCCUGUACUUUACAAAAAAAGUGCUGGCCCGCUGAUACUGCAAUCGGUUAUCAGUGUAUAUGCCCCACAGGUUAUUCAGGAUUUAACUGUGAAAUUCAAGCUGCAAAAUGUCAUAACAGCACUUGUUCAAAUUUACAAACACCAGUAUCAUUUAGUGGAAAAAGCUACGCACAUUACAAAAUUAAUAAAUCCGUAGCCAGAAGUAUUGUAGAAAGUAAAUUUUCAUUUUCGUUAAAUGUACGCACAGUACAGCAGUCUGGAACUCUUGUAUAUGCAAGUGGCCCUAUAGAUUACAAUGUAAUCGAGAUUUUAAAUGGUGCUCUUCAAUAUAGAUUUGAUUUAGGAUCUGGAGAGGGACUAGUUGUGGUAUCAAGUGUAAAUAUAUCGGAUGGAGACUGGCACUCAAUAAAGUUGGAGCGCAUUCUAAACACAGCAAAGGUUGUCGUUGACAGUAAGCACUUCUCUCAAGGAAGUGCCCCUGGAGUUAAUAUUAUAUUGAAUUUGCAAACGAAUGACUUUUUUGUAGGAGCGGAAGUUAAACCUCACCAUACCAUAAUAGGAUAUGAAGACAUUCAAAGAGGUUUUAUAGGCUGCAUGACUGAUUUAAAAAUUGGAAAUGAAAUGUUACCUCUAUAUAUAUCUGGAGGAAGUACUGUUGCCGCUUUAAAGCGAUUUACAAAUGUUGAGUUUCAUUGUGAUCCCGCAAAGGUUUUAAUAAAUUUGGGAAUUUGCAGCAGUCAACCCUGUUUGAAUUCUGGCUUUUGUCAAGAUUACGGCGAUAAAUUUAAAUGUUUAUGUCCAGAACGAUUUUCAGGAAAAUUGUGCGAAAUCGAUUUAGAUCCAUGUGCCUCAUCCCCCUGUCUGUAUGGAGGCCAUUGUGAGCAUUAUGGGCCCAAUAAUUACUCCUGUAUCUGUCCAAGUCAUCUUUCAGGUAGGAGGUGUGAAUAUGGAAAGUUUUGCUCACCUAAUCCCUGCAAAAAUGGAGGAAUAUGCGAAGAAGGUGAUGGUAUUCCACAUUGCAUGUGUAGAGGAUUCACUGGAACAGUGUGUGAAAUUGAUGUGGAUGAAUGUGAAAAUCAUCCGUGUGGAAGUGGUGCAACAUGUAUUAAUGAAGCUGGCAGUUUUCGUUGUAUUUGCCCCUCAUAUCUAACAGGUGCUAGCUGCGGUGAUCCGUUGUAUUCAAAUUCCAUAUCUACAAAAAUUAGAAAUUUUUCCAUGGAAAAUAUAACGGGCAUAAUAUGCGGAGUUUCAUUUGUUUUCAUAUUUUGUACAUUAAUAUUACUCUGUAUAAUUCUGAAAAGAAAUUCUUCAAGAACGGUUAGAGAAAAUCCUGAUCGAAUAAAAAACACUUAUAAGGAAACAACAUUGAAUUCGCUCCUACAGAAGGAUAAAAACAAUAAACAAAAUACUAAACUCAGUAAUCUGGAAGUUAACCACCGACCUAUAAGUUAUACUCAAUCAUCUACAGACAAUAUGUUUUCAACAAAUACUCAUUUUGUUAAUAAUUUGGACAUUUUAAGAAGCUAUGGAUCUGCUGGUGAUGAGCUUGAAAGUAUAGCGUUUGAGUAUCAGAAAAUAAACUUACAUAAUCAAAAUGUAAAUAUUAAUAACGAGAACAUAUCAGACGUGGCUACGUCAUCAUAUAAAACAGACUGGUGCGACCAAAUGCAGCUAAAGACGUUUUGUGAAAACAAACUUAAUAAUGGAAAGCCAAUAGAUUAUCAUAAUUUGCCAUUGAAUCGUCUAACAUCCAUAAAAUCUAACUGUGGAAAACUUAUUCAAGUUACGAUGCCGAACGUUUGUCAGUCAUCUUUUGGUGGAGAAUACUCUUCUAUUGGUCAAUACCACUGGGAUUGUUCAGAUUGGGUUAGAAACAGCCAAAAUCCCUUACCAGAUAUAACAGAAGUACCUGCGGAGAUUGCAGAUUCGACUAGUUUCGAUAGUAAUGAAAGUAAUGAAUCUAAAGCUAAAUCAACAUCUGUUUCACAAUUUUCCAUGUUAAAAGUAAAUGCGGUCAGAGAUAUUUCGACAUUACCAGAAGAUAUAAUUUCAGACUCUGUCGAUUCUGAUGUACAAGACAUUCAAAACAUAAGACUGCCAUUAAGUAGUAAUUCACUAUCAAGACUGAGCCCCAUAUAUUAUAGUGAGAAUGAAGACUACACAUUAAAUUCAGUGCCUUUCAGAUGUGUCACAAAAUGUAAAAUGUAUGUUAGACAUCCUGACACCUAUUUGCCACCUUUAAGCAAUCUUAGCGAAACCGAAGGAGAAAGUUCUACGAAUGACAGAUGUACAAAAAGCAAAUCAGAUUUGGAAUAUUCUAAAAGAAAGUUAAGUGUAAAUUCCGAAGAGGUAUUCUUGUGCAACAAAAGCCCUUAUAGCAGCAAUAUUUCCGUACACCUUUGUGAAAUCGAAGACUCAGAACUCGAAGAAUUCUUGCCUAAGAGAAGGGAAACGUCGACUAUACCAGAUUGACUUUAAAUAUCAACUAGUUUUCCAUUUUUCCUCUUUUACUAUAUGUAGUACCUUAAAAAUAAAUAUAAAUACGAGUAAAUAUUUUAAUAAAA